AUGGCGCUGUUUCGGCGGCUGUCUGUUGCCCUGCUGCAGCUGCUGCUGUCUGCUGAGGUGUAUCUGCAGCAGCAGAUUGCUGCAGCAGAGAGGCCAUGUAUGGAUGCAGCAGCAGCAGCAACAGCAGCAGCAGCAACAGCAGCAGUACUCGAUCAGCAUGCACGGCUGCUGCUGCUGCUGCUGCGAGGCCUCCCCCAGCUCUCUCCUGCUGCUGCUUCUCUCCCCUCUGGCUGCUGCGGCUUGUCUUUGCUGCGGGCUUAUCUAUCGCUUCUGUGUCACAUAUUCAGGUUGCUGCAGCUGCUGCAGCAGCAGCUGCAGCAGCUUGGGUCCCCCCCAAAUACAGCAGCAGCAACAGCAACAACACCUGCAGCAGCAGCAGCAACAACAGCAGCAGCAGCAGCAAGUGUUAUACGCGAGGCUUCACAAGUUGCUGCAGCAACAGAAGAGCAGCUCAGUUGCUGCUGUAAAGACAUACUGCAGCAGAACUUCCUUCGAUGCCUCAUACAAGAGGAUCAGCCUGCUGCUGCUGCUGCUGCUCCCGCUGCUGCUGCUGCUGCUGCUGCAGCAGCAGCUGCUGCUGCUGCUGAUGCUGAGGUGUAUCGACAACACAAGGCGGUGGCGCUGCGGCAGUUCCUUAUGGUGACGGCCUUCUCUUGCUGCCUGCCUCCGCACCUGCAGCAGCAGCAGCAGCAGCAACAGCAGCAGCAGGAGCAACAGCAGCAGCAACAGCAGCAGCAGCAACAGCAGCAGCAGCAACAGCUGCAACCACUCGAUGCGCUAUCCCUGCGGGGCCUGACUGCAGCACUGCAGAAGGAGAAGGCAACGCUGCAGCAGUUGCUGCUGCUCCACCUUGCAUCCAACACCAAGACAAGCAGCAGCAGCAGCAGCAGCAGUAGCAGCAGCAGUGAGGGGUCUGCGUUAGUUCUGGCGCUGCUGGAGGAGUGUAGUGCUGCUGUGUGUGCAGCAGCACCCCUAAACCCUCAAAGCAUGCAGGAGGCCAGAGACUUGCUGCUGCUGCUGCUGCUGCUGCUGUCGCCUCUGUGCAGCUGCAACCAACAGAAGCAGCGGAGCGGCUCCCCGGCCUCGAGCCGCAGCAGCAGCAGCAGCAACAGCAGCAGCAGCAGCAACAGCAGCAGCAGCAGCAGCAACGGAGAUGAAAACAAAUGCUGUAGUCUGCUGCAGCAGGAUUUACACAAAUGGAUAGACCGCGUGCUGCUGCCGCUGCUGCGGUGUCUGGCCCCCUCGCAGCAGCACGCCGAGGAGGCCUUGUCUGCGCUGCUGCAGCUGCUGCUGCUGCUGCUGCAGCACCUGCUGGCUCGCUCCCCCCAGGAUAUGCUGCCUCAGGAGACAGCUGCUGACCGCCGCCGUCAAGCUAAGAGAUCUGCUGCUGCUGCUGCUGCUGCUGCUGCUGCUGCUGUUGGAGGGAGCAGCAGCAGCAACAUCAGCAGCUCAGCAGCAGCAGCAGCAGCAAUAGCAGCAACUUAUAUGGGGGGAGAGACAGAUGUUGCUGCUGCAGUGAUGAAAUUCCUAUCGGAGCAGCAGCUGCUGCUGCGGUCUAUGUACGACUGUCUCUCUACCUGCUUCUCGCUGCCGCUGCCCUGCUUGCUGCUGCUGCAGCAGCAGCAAACGCAGCAGCGUCUCCAGCAGCUGCUGCUGCUGACGCUGCAGCAUGUUGUCCCUGCAGCAGCAGCGCUGUUGAACAAGGAGGACACCGCAGCAGCAGCAGCAGCAGCAGCAACAGGGGCUGGAGCAGCAACAGGGGCUGCAGCAGCAGCAGCAGAUGCCACAGCAGCAGCAGGAACAGCAGCAAAAACAACUGCAGCAGAUGCAUGGCCGCAUGCGUUGCUGCUGUCGGCUCUGCAGUUUCUGCUGGGCCUCGCGAGGGUAUCCCGUGGGGAGUUGCUGCCAGCAGACAGCAGCAGCAGCAGCAGCAGCAGCAGCAGCCAGCCUCUUGUUGCUGCAUUCCGCAUGCGGCGCCUCCUCCCGCAGCAGCAGCAACAGCAGCAGCAGCAGCCGAAGCGCCUGCACCUUCACGAUCUGCGCAGCGGGAGCACCGCCGCAGCAGCAGCAGCAGCAGCAACAGCAGCAGCAGCAGCAGCAGCAGCAGCAGCUGCAGCAGAUCUGAACAUAGAGCUCGAGGAGCUGCCAGCAGCAGAGAAGGAAAUGCUGCAGGAGAAGUUUCAGCAGCUGCUGCGUUCCUGUGCUGCAGCAGCAACACGUUUGCUGCUGCAGCCCUGCGAGUACUCGCUGCUGCUGCUGCUGCAGGUGCAUGCGGCUAGGCAGCUAGGCAUCCGAGCUGCUGCUGCUGCCUGCAACAGGGGCGGGCCCCUUGCUGCUGCAGCUGACGAAUGCAGCAGCAGCAGCAGCACAACAGCAGCAGCAGCUGGUGCUGGUGCUGCUGCACAGCAGGCGGGAGUAAAGGAGGAACCAUCAGAAGCGACAACAGCAGCAGCAGCAGCAGCAGCAGCAGCAGCAGCAGCAGCACCAGUGCAGCAAAAGGUGCCUCCGCAGCAGCUGCAGCAGCAGCUGCAGCAGCUGCAGCAACAGCAGCAGCAGCAGCAGCGUCUGCGGCAGCAACUUGCUUCUAAAAGUCAACGAAGAGCCACCUGUGCUGAGCUGCUGCUGCACUGGGCAGCAGCGCUGCUGUGGGGCGGGGCUUGCUGCUGCAGCAGCAGCAAAAUCUCUCCCUGCUGCGGGCACACACUAGCUGUGCGUGUUGCGCUGCAGCAGCAGCAGCAGCAGCAGCAGCAGCAGCAGUGGCAGCAGAAGCAGGAAGAUGAGCAACACGGCAGCAGACAGGAUGCUGCGCAUGCAGACAGCAGCAACGAGGAGCAUCAUCUGGAUACUCAGACUGCAGCAGCAGCAGCAGCAACAGCAGCAGCAGCAGCAGCUGCUGCUGCUGCAACACGACAGCACGCAGAGAAGAUAUGCUGGCAGCUGCUGCGGACGCUGCUGCUUCCUGCUGCAGCAACAGCAAGAGAGACGCCAGCUAUCUGCGGCAUCGAGGAGAGUUUGCUGCAGCUGUCUGGGGCAGACAGCCCCACCAGCAGCAGCAGCAGCAGCAGCAGCAGCAGCAGCAGCAGCAGCAGCAGCGGGCUUCCUACAUGCAGCAUGCUGCCUAUUACCUCUGUCCCUCCCCUCGGGGUUUCUUCUUCUUGGCCUGUUGUUGCUUCCUUUCAUUUGCUGCUGGGCCUCUCGCUACCAGCAGCAGCAACAGCAAUUGCUGCUGCAUGCAGCAGCAGCAGCAGCAGCAGCUGCAGCAGCAGCAGCAGAAACUACGACAACUGCAGCAGCAGCACCGCCGGCAGCGGAGAUGACGCCCGAACCAAACUGGAGACAGCACUUGUCAAGGCUGACAGCAGCAGCAGCAGCAGCAGCAGCAGCAGCAACAGCAGCAGCAGCAACAGCAGCAGAGGCUGCUGCUGGUGCUGCAUGAAGCCUUUAUAUAACGGCCGGAGCUCUAGCUCCUGCUGCUGCCCCUGGGCGUGGAUAUUUCGCGAAUCAGCGCAGCAGCAGCAGCAGCAACAGCAGCAGCAGCAGCAGCUGCUGCAGCAGCAGCAGCAGCAGCAAGGUAGUUGUUGCUGCUGCUGCGCUGCUGUUCUGUGGUAUGUUCAGCUGCUUGUGCGUACUGCUGCUGUUUAUCCUGCUGCUAUUGUGUCUCUGUCUAGCAGCAGCACCGCACGGGGUGUACAUACACCUCUGGGUCCUUACUGGGUGAGCAGCAGCAGCAGCAGCAGCAUCUGCAGCAGCUGUGCUGCAGCACAGCAAGAAGGAGCAGCACCUGCUGCUCUGCAUGCACCGCCUCUGCUGCUGCUGCACCCCUUUCAAGAGCUGCUUGCUGCUGCAGCUCAGGAGCAGCUGCAGCCGUUCCCGCAGCUGCAGCAGCAGCAGCAGCAGCAGUGCCCUUCUCAGCAGCAGCAGCAGCAGCAGCAGUAUGGGGCGCUGCAGCUGAUGCGACCGCAGCAGCAGCAGCUGCUGCUGCAGGUGCUGCCUACAGCUGCUCUCCCCCCAUCAGUACUAGCAGCAGAAGAAGCAGCACAACAGCUGCUGUUUGUAUGCACGGAGCAGCAGCGGCUGCUGCUGCAGCAGGGUCCUUUGCUGCUGCUGCUGCUGCGCUGCAGAGCAGCAGCAUCGGAUCUGCUGCGGCUAGCUGCUGCGCUGCAGCAGCGGGACUGGGCGGAGCAGCAGGCUGCUGAGAGAGAAGCAGCAGCAGCAGCAGCAGCAGCAGGACUCCAGCCGCAGCAACGCAUGCUGCUGCAGAUAGCAGCAGCACAACAAAAAGGAGAUGUGCUGCAGCUGCUUGACCUGCUGUCUCCGCCUACUCCGGUUGCUGCUGCUGUGUCUGCUCCUUCUGGGGUUCGAGCCCCGCCUCGUCUGGUUGGUGCAGCAGCAGCAGCAGUAGAAGCAGCAGCAGCAGCUGCUGCUGCUGCUGCUGCUGCAGGGACAGCAGAAGCAGCAGCAGAACCAGCAGCAAAAGUAAAAACAAGCAGCAGCACCCACUUCGGGGCGAACAGAAACAGAGCAAAGGCUGCAAGACGCAGUAGUCGCUUCCAGCAGCAAGAACAACACCAGCAGCAGCAAGAGCAGCAACAACAGCAGCAGCAGCAGCAGCCGCAACAGCAACAGCAGCAGCGACAACAGCAAUAG
Molecule: messenger RNA, 4647 nt
Organism: Eimeria mitis
Lineage: Eukaryota; Apicomplexa; Conoidasida; Eucoccidiorida; Eimeriidae
Exons: 2
Coding region: 1-4647 (1548 amino acids)
Source: RefSeq, a predicted model, not a curated record